This is a messenger RNA of Pseudomassariella vexata, 1777 nucleotides long. RefSeq lists its product as uncharacterized. The transcript has a single exon. NCBI's taxonomy places the organism in Eukaryota, Fungi, Ascomycota, Sordariomycetes, Amphisphaeriales, Pseudomassariaceae. Bases 830 to 1303 code for a protein of 157 amino acids. The record is from RefSeq and is a predicted model, not a curated record.
UUUUUUGAUUGGCCAAAGCUCUUGGUUGAGCUCUGCUUCUAGUAUUAUCGAACUUCCAACUCAAAUCAUGCGCCCAAGCUUCCGAGCACCGUCUACUCCUCCCUCGAGGUCUCCCUCACCCAACUCUACCAUCCGCCCCCGGAUCAGCCGCCAUCUUCGUCCUCGCUGUCUCGCGUUUCUUCCUCUCUUGCCUCCCACACCCAUUGGAUUGUGUGAUGCGUUGAGUCAUUGGAUUUUGGACUAGUUUGCCUGAUGUUGCCUUUGGGAAUGGAGGGGUGCUCCCGUGCGUCGUACUAGUCUAAUAUCAAUCCCGAGGCCGAUCUGGAGUCACAUUCGUGGUAUCGCCAGAUUUCGAGCAUUUGAUCGAUCAAUACUGUCGGUCGCGUCUGAAAUGGUGGCCUCAACCCAUGCACUCCAUGACGAGACUUAAUUGAUCUAAUUCUUCCAUUCUUUCCAUUUCUUUUCUUCUUUUCAUGUCUUCUCAACUGCCCCCUAAGCCCCGCAAAUUAGAACAUAUCUCGAUGGGUCGUUCUUCGUUGUUGCCACUUUCGCUUCCAUUCACGACAUGAAGCUAUCCGCACAUUUGGACCACUUCUGUCUUGCACCUUGCCAUUUCAUUUUCCUGUAAAUGCAUUCUGCCUAAAAGCUCAUCUGGCUUCCGCGGGAUCAUGCUGAUAUUUUUUUGCAAUUUUUUGCAGCAGCAACUCGGCCCUGGGAGUCCAGAUGAUCGACUCGCUUUGUUUUGACGAUGUGUCGCGUCCGUCGUACUCUGCCCGUCGGAUCGAGUUUUGGCUCCACGCGACAAUGAGGUUACCAAAAUACUCCCAAGAUGGCUCGAGUGAGCUAUGGGAUACCGUCUCGGUGUUUUUGGAAUUAUCCAAGUUUCUUACCAGCAACUACGACUCAACCGCGUGAAGGGCAAGUGCUACGCCCUGGCGAGGCCGUCGCGUCUCAGGAGGCGCCACUUGUUGCAAUCGAGGAAUGCGGGAACGACCGGCUUCAAGCAUUGUGUCUUCGAGACAUACAGCGCAGUACUCGAGAACCUUGUGCUUAUUCAGGUCUCGACGGUGUUCGAUUCUGGAAAAGUGCAUGGCACGUCUUCUGGAAUUGUGUCGUAACCGCGACUCCGGGAUCUCGCCCAGUGGUGAGGGGUCACGACAAUCGGCACCUGACAUCACCCACAUUUCCUACCAAGGUGGGAACCUUUCGAAUCAUUGAAGCAGGGACUAGGAUGGCCUCAAUUGGGAGAGGCACUGCUCGAUCGAUAUUGCACUCAUUUGACGGCUUUCAGAGGCAUCUGUGAGCUGGGCAGCAGUCGGUUUCAAGCGACAAGCACGCAACGCGACCAGGCAGGGUCUACGGCAAGCAACGCAUCCACGAUGCCCAUGUCCGCAAAAUGAAAGCACAACCACUCCCAUAUGCGAGGUUUCUCUGUUUUCUAUUGCUUUCUCUCAUGUGACUGGUUUCUCUUGAUACUUUGCACUUUAUCAGCAACAGUCGACGUUUUGGCAUCAUACUCAGGGCUUGACCGUGUUUCAUUCCCAAAAUUGCGCCCAGACUGGCGAGGGCGCUGCAACCACUGAUGUGCAUGUUGGCCCAGAAUUCAGACAAGAACUAGAACGCGAGCUUCGAUAUCGAUGAACAGGCAAUUCUCUUGGUGGGCGAAGGUAGUUGUGCCACUUCGACGGUUACUUCUCUCUAAGCAGCGACCACGCAGCCGGCAGACUUGUUCCAUAAUGGAAUUCUAGGUCUCAGACUGGUCGCCUUGCCGCACUCC